Messenger RNA from Clarias gariepinus (North African catfish), 2299 nucleotides. Its product is annotated as histone-lysine N-methyltransferase PRDM9-like. Gene Ontology annotation, molecular function: histone methyltransferase activity; protein binding. The record is from RefSeq and is a predicted model, not a curated record. The transcript is spliced from 7 exons. NCBI's taxonomy places the organism in Eukaryota, Metazoa, Chordata, Actinopteri, Siluriformes, Clariidae. Gene Ontology annotation, cellular component: nucleus. Bases 190 to 1950 code for a protein of 586 amino acids.
CCCAACGGCAGAAACCAUUACUGAGGAAAAGCCGCUACUCGUUUGAUCCUCUUCAUCACAUGCGCACAUUUCUGACAGAGUUUUGCAGUUCCCGCUAGAUGUGAUGGAGUUAAAAAUAAAAACACUAUAUUGUGCGUCUUUGUGAGGAUUUAAAAGCUCGCUGUGCUUUAAACACAGAGAUCUGUAAUAAUGAGUACAGAGGGAGACGUAUCGCACUUCUCCAGGCACUCUCAGGCUCCUGAUCCUCCUUUCUCACAGCUGUGUGAGGACACGAGACCAGAGGCAUUAGAUGGAGGAACGGCCGAGGUGUUAGAAGUCCGUGUGAAGAAAGAGAGGCUGGAGCUGGACAUCUCCGACCAUGAGGACGACCUCGACAACACACCUGAAGUUAUUUCUAUUAAAGUGGAAGAUCCUGAGCACAGCGACUACCUCUACUGUGAGAUUUGCAAGUCCGUCUUCUUCAACAAGUGUGAGGUUCAUGGUCCGCCUCUCUUCAUCCCUGAUACUCCUGUUCCCAUUGGAGUCUCUGACCGAGCCAGUCUAACUCUUCCUCCUGGACUAGAGAUACAGAAGUCCAGUAUUCCUGAUGCAGGUCUGGGGGUGUUUAAUAAGGGGGAGACUGUUCCAGUAGGCGCACACUUCGGACCCUACCAAGGAGAGGUGGUAGACACGGAGGAAGCCAUGAACAGUGGAUACUCCUGGGUGAUAUGCGGAAUGGGGCAGUGUGAAGAAUACAUAGACGCUACAAGUGAAAUACAUGCGAAUUGGAUGAGGUAUGUGAAUUGCGCUCGUAAUGAUGAAGAACAGAAUCUUGUGGCAUUUCAGUAUCGAGGUGGAAUUCUGUAUCGGUGCUGUCGACCCAUUAACCCAGGACAGGAGCUCUUAGUGUGGUAUGAAGAGGAGUACGCCAAAGAACUCAGUCCUGCUUUUGACUACCUGUGGAACAAAAAGUGCUCCACGAAUGAAGUAAACAACGCUCUGGUGCAAGUCUUUUCCUGCUCGGCAUGUGAUCUGUCCUACGCGUCUCAAAUUUACCUAGACAAACACAACUGGAGAUGUCACUACGAAGAGUAUAUGAGACUGCAGGAGUCAGCAAGGAUUAAAUACAAGCUUCAGAUCCCCUCUAAAAGCUCCGGUAGUCAGGCCUCUCUCAGGUCUGACACUUCUCAGAUUGACGUACAGAAGAAAACGCAUCACUGCUCAGACUGUGGAAAGAGUUUCGGUCAUGAGAAUGCCCUCAAAUCGCAUCAGUGCGUUCACCCGGAUGAGAAGCCGUAUCAGUGCUCAGAGUGCGGGAAGAGUUUUACUCAUCACCGUAAUCUCAAAGAUCACCAGCGCAUUCACACGGGAGAGAAGCCGUAUCAGUGCUCGCAGUGCGGGAAGAGAUUUACUCAGCGGUGUAAUCUCUACCGUCAUCAGCGCCUUCACACGGGAGAGAAGCCAUAUCAGUGCCCGCAGUGUGGAAAGUGUUUUACGCAACAGGGUGCUUUCCAAGAACACAAGCGAACUCACACCGGAGAGAGGCCAUAUCACUGCACAGAGUGCGGAAAGACUUUCCCUCUGCAGAGUACUCUUCGAAAACACCAGCGCAUCCACACCGGCGAGCGGCCAUAUCAGUGCUCGCAGUGCGGAAAGAGGUUCGUCCACCACAGGUCUUAUAAAAAACACGAGCGCAUUCACACCGGAGAGAAGCCGUAUCAUUGCUUGCACUGCGGAAAGAGUUUUACUCAGCGGAGCAGCCUGAAAGAUCACGAGCGCCUUCACACAGGAGAGAAACCGUAUCAGUGCUCUGAGUGCGGGAAGAGUUUUCCUCAGCGACGUAAUCUUAAAGAUCACCAGCGGCUUCACACGGGAGAGAAACCGUAUCAGUGCUUACAGUGUGGGAAGAGCUUCAAUCGCCCGAGUACUCUCCAACAACACCAGAGCGUUCAUGCCGGAGAGAUGCCGUAACUCCGCUCUCAGCGUGAAAAGACUUUAAAUUUAAACACACAAGUGCACAUACUUUAUUAUGCAUGUUUUAAAGUGUAUUAUAACUGUUUCACCUAAGGAUUUGUAUCUCAAACUAUAUUUUUCAUUUGUUUAAUCUCGGCUUUCUGUGGAAGGCAAAAUAUGUAACCUUCUUAUAGUAAUGUAAAAAAAAAACAGUUAAUGUUUUUUUUUGAUCAUAAGCAAUUGGGCUAAAUUAUCACCACACUAUUACGGUAUUAUUACGACACUUGUAACUGUAGUUAGAGCUGCAGCUUAACUGCAGCAUUAGAAUAAAAAUAAGAGUUUUGUCAAUAAACUCAUCAAAUGUAAA